GGAAAAAAUUCAAACUUCAAGCAAACAAAACAAAUGUAAUCAUUUUACAAAAAUCUUACUGAUAUUUGUGUUUUUUAUAAUAUAUUUAAAAAUUGUUCGAAAACUAAAAUGUUUUAGAAACGAAUAAAAUUUCAAAGUGAAACAUUGUCAAACUUAAAAAUUAGGGGAACAUCGCGGCAUCACACCUACACAGGCUAGGCAUCUCUCUUCCCAUUGUUGUGUCUUGUUAUCGGUGCGAACACGAGAAGACUCAAAACAAAAGCUGAAACAACUAGACCCCGGGGGGGAGGCACUCGACCAAAAAAGUGGUAGGGGUGUGCCGCAGGCGAGACAAAAAACGGGGGCCUUGGAGCGGGCUUAUUGUAAAAAGGAGGGUCCUCUGAACGGGCUUUGGAACUACAAAUGUUUGUGAAAACGGGGGUCCUUGGAACGGAUCGCCAGCGUGUGAGUGCGCAUCCGUAUGGAACGGGCAUGCGUGCAUGAUGCAGGCAGCCCGUCCGUCGGGUGCGCUCGUGCAGAGGCGAUGGUCGGACAGCGCUCUGUGGCCGCUUUUCACCAAAAUUGCAGCUCAUUGUAGCAGAUCAAUGCGACCGGAACGGCGUAACGAAAAAUAUGCGAAGCUUUGGAGCAGAUUUCUUUCUUCUUUUUUCUCGAUAAGAAGAAAAUGCUAUGCUUUGGAGCGGCUUUCUUUGUUCUUGUUCUCAAUAAGACAAAAAUGCUAUGCCUUGGAACGGAAAUUUGAGUGUAAAAAUGGGGGUCCCCUCCGCGGCACAUACCCACUAUGCAUUAUAUACUGAGUGCCCCCCCCCCCCCCCCGGGAACUAGACCGAUCUAGUAAUGAAAACUCAAUAACUUCAGUUGUUACUCCAACUACAUCACCAAAUCAUUAAUCUGAGAAUCCAUAUACAUGUAAUUAUAAAAAUUUCCUGCCGAUUUUGAUUAUUUUGUUGGAAAAACUGUUAAUCAUGUGAGAUUAUUCACUUUGAUUCAGAGUUUGCAAAUCUCCUCCGAUCAUGCAAGCCUGCCACACACCACACAGGCAGGCAGGCCAGGCCACGUGCAGCAGCUAGUACAUGUACACUGUAUGCUAACUUUGCAUGUGUGUGUGUCUGUGUGUAGAUCACAGAAAAUCACGGAAAAUGGCUUGCAGUUUGAAUUGAGGGAAGUUGUUAACUUUGUUUUUUCUCUCUCUCUUCUUAUUUUUGCUUGUGAAAUAUGGGAGAACUUUGUAAACUUUAAUCUUACACUGAGAAAGGGCAUGACCAGUUUUGAAAAAAGGGCACAGCCUUUUUGGCCGUGAAUUGACCAUUUUUUGUAAAGGCAUCACGGCCAGUUAUAGGGGCAUUGACGGCCUGGCCGUCGAUGGCCGUUGAUUAAUUUAUGCCCUGAACAUGCCUGCACGAUAUUGCCUUUUUGUCAGAAAUAAUAUAACUGUCACACAUUAGAAUUAAUUAAGGAGCAAUUGGAGCCCAACUUAUCAUAUCAUCCUCAAUCCUAACCUCAUUUUCUUAUUCGUAAGUUAAUCCAAAUAAGAUGUUAGGCAUCUUUCUUCGGAGCUGGGAGCACUGAUCAAUCGAUGUGUUUGCUUUGUUAACAUAGUAUUACACGUAAUUUAUACCCCAAUACAUUACAAUAAUUUCUGUUGAUUAAAAUAUUCUGUACAAAGCAAAUGGAUGAAAUGUUUCUUUACAUAUUAGAGACUAGUAAAUUGAAAAUGAAUUGAACUUGAAUUGAAUUUCUAAAUAAAAAAACUCGGAAAGAGCUGGCUGCACUUGGUACAUCAUGAAGAUGAUAUGAUUUUAAGGGCAUUAGGGUUUGUCAAGUCGUUUCAAGGUAUUCCUGCAAGUACCAUGAUACCACACUGAAUGUAUACGACAUUUUUUUCUGUUUAUCUAUUUUUGUUCCUAAAUGAGCACAUUUGACCGGCCCCCUUUUUAUCUAAUGGAUAAUGUCUUCUUAGAUAGUUUUCAAAAUAAAGAACCAACUUCUAAGAUUCUAACCGCUUUUAGUGUAUUUUGGCUACCAAUGAAAGUUUGUUGACCUUUUGACCUUCUUCUGACCGUGUCUUGACCCUUUAUAUCUUCUGGAUAAGGACUUCUGAAGAUGAACUUAUCAAAAUCCAAAAUAAAAAAGUACACACAUGCAAAAAAAAAAGAAGCAAAAAUCCAGAAAAAAAUCAGCUUUCUUAUUACACCUUCAGUAUAAUUUGCCAUAUAACGAAAGUUCGUUGACCUUUUGACAUUUCCAGUCAUAACUUUUUAACGGGAGGUUACGAGUAUAUGAUUGUGUACACUUUUUUAUUCAGUAUAACAAAACAAUUUGAUGUAUGACUCAACACAAUCAGGGCAAUUCCAAAAAUUGACCCCUAUGAACCCACUUUGACCCGUCACAUGGUCAAGAUGACCAUUAGAAAUUUGUUACCAAGUUGGAAGUUGUUCCUUGUGAUGUCACCAAUCAUGUACAACUGAAAAAUCAGACUUAGCCAAUUUGUCGAAGUAGAUGACAUAUGCUGCCUGACUAUGUUCCAAUCAACAUGCUCAUAGUUUUAUCAUAGUUGAUCUUCAAAUUAUUGUUGUUCAUCCAGGCAGAUAAACUUUCAAGUUCACUAUUAAGGACGAGUUUAAUAAGUCUAAUCGUCAUAUAGGUGUACGGUGCACUCUUUAAAUACAGAAAUUACAUCAUCAAUAAAUAAAAUGUACUGAAAGGGUCCAAGGAGAGAUCCCUGGGGUACUCCCUUAGAAAUGACCCUUCUGAUAAAAUUCCAUUAAUGGAAGUACGAAGUCUUCUGUUAGUCAAAUAACGUUUAAACCAAUGCAUUUCAUCACCAGAUAUACCAAUAUUCUUAAGUUUGGAAAGGAGAAUUCAGAAUUGCAUGAUCAACCAGGUCGAAAGCCUUCUGGAGGUCUAUAAAAAUAGCCCCUGUAUACUGCCCAUUGUCCAUAGAAUAAAACUAGUCAUCCGUUACCUUAGCAAGGGCAGUAAUGAUAGUGUUUCAGAUGGAAUUCCAAUUGAAACGCAGAUAGUAAAGAAUGAGUUUGAAUAUAACGAAGUAAUUGCUUAAAACUGCACAUUUUUUUCCAUUAAUUUAGACGCACAGGAUAGAAUUGAUAUCGGUCUAUAGUUGUAAAAUUCAAACUUAUCACCUUUCUUGUAUAUAUGAACAAUUUUUCCUACUUUCCAUUUCUCAGGUACAACACCAUCACAUAAAGAUUUAUUUAUCAAGAAAGUAAUUGGUUCAAUUAAAAGAGAAAUUGAUUCUUUGAUUAUAUAUAGAUACCAUCUAAACCAACAGAUUUUGCAUUUUUCAAAUUAUGAACCUCUUUCAACACAUCGCUUUCAGAGACAGGCAAUUAUCUAAAGUUUUCAUGCAGAGGGGAAGCUUCACGAUCAUGAUAUACAUUUGUAUAUCAUUAGCAAUUUCUAACACCACAUUAGCAAAGUGAUUCUUAAAGCCAUUAGCCACUACAUCUGACAUUACUUUGGGAAACGAAAAGUGCUAUUGGACGAGUUACUGUUUUUGCCCAUAAGGGAUUUUAGUAUUUUGCAAGAGUUAUUUCUGCUUGUUACAUUUGAUAAUUUGUCACAAUAAUAUUUAUGUUUAGAUUUCCUAAUGACAAAAGUGACCUUAUUUCUCAGUUUUAUACAAAAAGCAUUUGCUUGUGUAGCCCUGCAUUGGCUUACCCCUGGAAGUUUGGGAAAGCACCAUCCGUAAACAACUUCAAAUCAAAACUCAAUAUUCAUAUCUUACCAUAUAUAGUGCAGAAGAUGUAUAGUAGUGAAAGCUUCUGUGUUCUAUAAAUCUAGAUGUUUUUAUUAUCAUAUUAUUAUUAGUGGUAGUAGACUCACUAGUAGUAGUAUUGUUAUUAUUAUUGUUUUUGUUGUUAUUAUUAUUACUCUUACUAUUAUGGUAUCAGUAUUAUUAUUACUCUAAGUAUUAUCAUCGUCAUCAUCAUUAUUAUAGAUUCUGUGGCCUGCGUACAAACAGUUCAGAAAGAAGUCAAUAGGCCUUAGUGAUGCACAUCCUUCUAAAUGACAAAUACCUGUAAAAUACGAGAACUUGUUCAGUGUUCGAAAUACCAAGUGAUUUAUUUUGUGCAUUCUCAUUAAAGACUUCUCUAAAUUAGCAUAAGUUCCACAUGUAAUGAAAUUCGUGCCCAACACUAUCUGCUUCAUAAUUUCAUUCCUUAAUUUGUGAACUAAUGUUUCAUAUGAGCACAAGGACAUGCUCACCAGACACCUACAUGUAUGCACUUCAAGAACCAGUGGUUAUUAUUUUUUUUAGUGUUGUUAUUAUGAGACAUGGCAAACAAAAAUAUUGAGAAAAUGUUGUGCACUCUUUGCUCCAUCCAUUUUCCCCAAAAUUCUAUUCUGUCUAAAUGUAAAUUAUAAUUUUAAAUGGGUUGUAUAAUUAUUAUUUGUCAACAUUUCUAUGUCAACAGGGUUCAUCAAGUGUAAUGUCUGACAGCGGUGAAUACAAACUUGUACUAGUCGUAAGAAAUGAUCUGAAAAUGGGAAAAGGCAAAGUAGCUGCCCAGUGUAGCCAUGCAACUCUAGGAUGUUUUAAGAAAGGAUCAAGAAUCAGAUCUGAAUGGUUAAAGAAUUGGGAGAUGGAUGGCCAGCCUAAGGUGGUUCUCAAAGUACAAGAUGAACAAUCAUUACUAGUAUUAUCUGGACAAGCAACAAGAAAAGGUCUCCCAACUUCCAUCAUUCAAGAUGCUGGAAGGACACAAAUAGCACCAGGAUCAAAAACAGUACUUGGCAUUGGACCAGGUCCAGCAUACCUUAUAGAUGAAGUCACUGGAGAUUUAAAGCUGUAUUGAUGAAAUUGUAUCAUUCCAUGAAUAGAGCUGCAGUUGACAGAAUUGGGACCUUUCUACAUUCAGGCUGAUCAUGAAACAGUGAUAUCGGAAAGACAUUGCAUAAUCAUCUCUAAUGAAUGCUUUUAUAGAUGGGCAAUUUCUUAAGUUAGUACAUUCAAUGGUCAUAAUCUCUAUGUAAUUGACCAUUCUAAAAUAUCCUGCUUUGUGCUUUAUAAGGAAAAAGUUUAAUGCUUUCAAAAAAAAAAUUCAUAAAGUGCAGUAAAAGUGGACAAAAAAUAUUGGUUGGAUGAUUAAAGGGAAAUGCCCAGAUAUAUUUGUACCCCAAUUUUUGGCUUCUGACAUCCCUGGACACUAAGUAUGCACUUUCUUCGCGCUCUUGGGAGUAUUCCAGCAAGAGUUUCAAAACUGAAUUGCUAGACAAACUAUAUAUUAGGCUUUUGCAUUCUACCAAGUAAUACCUCGGGUAAUGGUAACAAUUAGGGUGAGCCCAUAGAUAUCUGACCAUCGUUAUGACGAUUUACAACUCGAAAAGAACGCGUCCGCAAAUAUCGCUGCUACCACUGGCUAUGGAUACUUGUGAUUGCAUUUUUUUCAAUUCGGCAGUGAAUUUAUAAUGCAUGGAGAAAUAGGUAUAGGUUUUAAAUCAUCAAUUUUGAGACUGAGAGUACAAUGGAAAAGGAGUAAACUGGUUGCUUAUCGCUGGAAUACAUCUUAAAGGAGAAUGAAACCCUUGAAACCAGCUGAAUCCAUAUCAAAGAGAAAAAUCAAAGAAACAUAUUGUUGAAAGUUUGAGGAAGAUUGAAUGAAUAAUAAGAAAGUUAUGAGCAUUUGAAUAUUGAGAUCACUAAUGCCAUGUAGAUCCUCCCAUUGGCAAUGCGACCAAGAUCUGUGAUGUCACACACGUACAACUCCCUCAUUACUUUAGUACUUAUUUCACUUAUAUUCUCACUUUUAUAGAGUCUAUCACAAGGUGAGGUGUUCUCUUUAUGAGAGAAGUACAGAGGUUUCACAACAUUAUAUCAUUGAUGAAUCGUUUGUCAUAUGAUUAGAAUGAGCAAAAUGAGAUGUUUUGGGGUAUAUUUUCAGUGUCCAAAAGGGGAGAGUUGUUCAUCUGUGACAUCAUAGAUCUUGGUCGCAUUUUACUGCCUGCACCUUGUCCUCCAUGACAAAACUUUGGAUUCAGUGGUUCCCUGGUGAUUUCAGCUCUGGUUUUACCUUUGGUAAGGGGGUUCGUCUCAAAACUUAUUCAGGGUAAAAUUUAAAACAAGCAAUUGGGUUAAUAUCUCAUAAAAUCAGUCAAUUACACUUUAAUUCAACUACUUAACUCAAAUCCCCUGUGGUAGGGCUUUAUUGGGUUUUGGGGAUGGGGAUAUUAGUUAGUGGCCAUUCCGAGGUCAGUUAACUUGGGUCUUCUCAAUCCUGGGACUCCUCAAGCCUGUGUAGAUAUGUAGAUCGAAACAUUUUGACGGGAUGCAUUGGUUGAAAAAUUGGAGAUUAAGAUCAAAGGAAACUUGAUGGUACAGAAACAGGCAAGAAGGUUAGAGUACCUCCUUACACCAAACAGAAAAAUGAGAUUUGGCCAAUUCCAAUAAAGUAGAAUUGGAAGACCAAGAUGAGGGGGGGGGGGGGCAGUGCAAUCCAUACAGUUCUUUCUUUGGUGUCAACUGAACUGCAACCACUGCACUUUGGCUGUCCAUAUUCCGGUUUAUUGAUUCUGUCAUACCUAAAGGUCAAUCAGAAAAACUGAAGCUAAUCUAUUGAAAUAUUCUAUUGGAAAGGAUACAAAGACGUUUCAUAAAAUGUGUUUCCAUUUCUUAUUUUGUCAGAUCAAUAUCUCAAACUUUACAAUAAAUUAAAAUUAUGGGUGUAAAGCUGACCACUUUACCAUGACUGGCAUCCUUAUUUCUCAAUUAUUCUCCUCCUUUGCUAACUUUUUUACAAGAUCUGGCAGAUGAAUGGGGUCCAGUUGAUUUAGAAGAUAGCACAUCCUCAUUGUCCAUUAGGAUAAUGCUUGCAACACCCUAAAUGGGGUAGGGGUAAAUUAUAAGGCCCUGGGACAAUGAGAAAGGAAACAAGUUGGAGGGAUAUGAGCAACCUAUUAUCUAAAAUAAAGUCCUGUAGUAUAAAAUUAUUCCAAAGAAGAAAAGAGAGAUAGGGAAAUACAGAAAAGAUGAGAGGGAGAGUAGAAAAUAUAAAGUAGAUUGGAAAGUUGAAGAAAGUAUUGAGAGAUGAUGGGCAUUAGAGGAUGAUUAAAGAAGCAAUACAAUAGGCAGAGAAAUCCGAAAGCAUUGACUAUGUUACAUGAUAAUCAGGUUAUGUUUUGCCAAUCCGAUUCAGUCUUUUUGGGGCCAUAUUUUUUCUGUUUGGGUAAUGUAAGAAUUGUACUUGAAAGAAAGAUUACAGUAUUUUAUUGUUUGCCCAAGUGCAAUCUCUUUGGACCACAGAUAUCUGUUGACUCGAAUUCAAUGUAGAUGUUAAUACAAUGUUUUGCAUAUUAUGGCCUGAUGGCCGAUAAUUCAACUUGUGGAAGUCUGAUUUUAUUAUAGAGACUCUACUGAUUUAUUGCAUGAACUUCAGCAAAAUACACAAAUUACUGUUAUCACAUAUAUUUGGUCAGACAAUAAUUUGCAUUGAUUUGGAACUAUUUGGUGUAGCACAUUUUGUCUCCUAAUUGUCAGUGUUAAAACCAAUUCCAGAAUGAUCAAAACUAAGUUUUUCAAUGACAAACAUAAGUCACGUUUGGAGUUGGUUUAAAGGCAGCACAUUUAUAAUUCUGUUGUAUAUUUAAUAAGGAAUUGAUGAUUGUAAACUUUAUUU
Messenger RNA from Lytechinus pictus (painted urchin), 7637 nucleotides. RefSeq names its product peptidyl-tRNA hydrolase 2, mitochondrial-like. The coding region runs from base 4455 to 4820 and encodes 121 amino acids. The record is from RefSeq and is a predicted model, not a curated record. The transcript is spliced from 4 exons. Gene Ontology annotation, biological process: positive regulation of anoikis; negative regulation of anoikis. Gene Ontology annotation, cellular component: cytosol; mitochondrion. Lineage: Eukaryota; Metazoa; Echinodermata; Echinoidea; Temnopleuroida; Toxopneustidae. Gene Ontology annotation, molecular function: peptidyl-tRNA hydrolase activity.